UUGACGUUUUCAGCUGGUCCUUUUCUAUCGUAUAAAGAGUUUAAUAUUAUGUUUGCAGUUAUAAUAGUUGUAACAGGAAUACCAAUUUUAUUGUUACCAGAAAGCCCAUAUUUCUUAUAUAAUAAAGGACAAGAAAAAGAAGCAAUUAAGGUUCUUAAAUUCCUCCACGGAUCAGAGCAUUUAGCUUUGCAAGAAGUCGAAGAGUACACACUAUCGUCCAAACAGGAGAAGGUUAACAAAAUCGCAGUACUCAAGAAUCCAACAGUUCGAAAAAGCUUAUUAAUAUCGGUGAUAUUUUCAAUAGGUAGUCAAAUGGUUGGCUACAAUGCUGUGUCUUAUUAUUUGCAAACGAUAUUAAUAUCUACACAUACAUCAAUAAUGCCAGAAAUAGCAUCGGUUGUGAUAGGAAUCAUUCAGUUUGUUUCAAGUUUUCUCACGAUGUUCACAACAGAUAGAUUUGGUAGAAAGAUUAUAUUGAUAUCCUCGCUCGUUGGGAUGACCAUUGGCUUGAUUGGCUUAGGGACAUUCUUCAAAUUAAAACCACCUAAUAGUGAACCAGUCUCCGGGUUCUUAAACAUUCUUCCAUUGAUUUCGUUAGUGAUUGUCGUUUAUUGUUACAAUGCUGGGAUUGGAUCAUUGAUAUGGGCAACAGUAACAGAACUAUUCGAUGGUCCAGCUCGAGCAUUCGGCGUGGCUGUAAACUUAGGAGUAAACACAACAUUAAUAUUUCUUACGACCAAAUACUUUCCAAUACUGAUAUCUGAAGUCGGUCCAGCGAUUACUUACUGGUCUUUUGCAGUCGUAUCCAUAUUAUUGUGUCUGUUUAUUAUAUUCUUUUUACCAGAAACUAAAGGUAAAUCGUUUGGAGAGAUACAGGAUGAUAUUGCCAAGAAAACAAAAGAGGAAAUAGAAGAGGCGAAUUAAUAUUAUCUAAUAACUGUUUCUUGAUACAAAAAUGUGUUAUGUCGUUGAAUUUUUUAAUUUGAUUUUUAUUUUUAGUGUAAGUGAAAGUAUAUUUAAAUUGUCUAAGGACGCUAGAUGGCGCUAUAAAAUUGAAAUAACGCACUAUCAGAGGUCGUUAUUAAUAUCGCUGUUUGUGCAACGUGGGAACAAUUUUGAUGCAAAUAAAAUUUAUUACUUAACUGUAGAAGGAUAUAAAUAGCGACUAGAAAAAACAUGCAUUUUAAUUACAUCUAGUACAAAAUUACUUUGUUUUGAUAUUAUUCGAGUUUAACUAACUAUUGUUUUCAUGUGAGAAUCGACUAGUUUUUAUGUUUCAGACAAACAAGUAAUAACUUAUAAAUCUUUAUUUUAAUACGCCAAGUAUUAUCAGGUUUUAAAAAAAAGCAAAAUAUGUCAUCAAAAUAAGAGAGAGAAAACUCAAAACAAUUUCCCGAAGGAAAGUUCACAUAAUGCUUAUACUAAAGAGCGGGUCCAUUAUCGUUUCGAAUAAAAACCAAGUCGGCAACGAGCUUUCUUAUCAUGCCUGUAUCACAUAUAGGGUCGUUAGCUGCCAUAAAACCUCCCUGAUUAACUCCACGCUUUAUUUUACAUCGAAAGAAAUAGCUUUAGUGGUUGUCAUUAUGUUUUAUUACUAUAACAAAAGAAAACUGUAUUGGAGAGAAGAAAAUGGAUAAAAUAAAAUAAAUACGAUUUCAUGGCAUUGGCCCAGGGGUUUAAGAACUUGACUACAGGUCUUGGGUUCAAAUUCCGCCAUGUACCAAUGUGAUUUUCCAAUUUCGUCCAUACAUAAUUUACCCGACGUUCUUACGGUGUAGGAAAACAUCAUGCAACUUGCACAUAUCGGCGAAGAAAUUUAAAGACAUUUGUGAAGUCAACCAACCCCACUGUGCCAGCGUGGUUGAUUAUAGCUUAGUCACCCCUUACUUAAGGUAGGCUUCGAGCCCCUUCGUGGGGACGUAUACUGAGCUGGUGAUGAUGAGACCCUGAAAGUUAAUCGACCCGGUGGCCAGAAGUGAAACUUAGUUAUAAAACCUCACUAGCGCCCUCUAGUUAAUGUCAAAAAACGUCUAACGAGUAUGCGUGUCGGAGCACAAAUUAUCUAGUAUUUCCGGAGGUUUAGCGUGUGUUGAUUGACAAAAUUUUUGUUAGUCUUGUUAAAUAUUGACUAAGAAAUAAGACAAAAUCUGGUGGCAUGAUUGUUAGCUUUGCUAAAUAAAACUUCCUAGGAAUUAUUUGUGCAAAUAACUAUGCACAUAUAUUACUUCGUAACCAUACGAAAGUUGUGAUCACAAUUCAGAGCAGUUGGUAUUGCAAAACUUUUCUUGUAUUGGCCGUAGUUUUGGACUAUCGAGAAAUGGACCAGGCUAAGCUACUUUUGUACUACAUAAAUUCUGUCAAUUUUUGUGUAUGGUGUCAGUAACUUAAAAUUUAAAGUUCUAUGAAAGAAUAUUAACUUCAAAAGCACACCGAAAUAUUUAAACAACAAGUAACAAGUAACAAGAAGUACGGUAGUUAUGAGUGUGGAGGUACACCGGUAGAGAUCUAGAAAGAGAUGGAUGGAUUGCUUGAAAGGUGGCAGAUGAAGAAGGGAUUGAUGACUGAGAUGACGUAUAAUAGAGAGAGUGAUCCUGUCUCUUAAAAGUCAAAGGACGAAGCAAUCGCAGCAGAAGUCGCAAAACUUAUUCACUUUUAUAUCUUCUUGGAGUUGUUAUAGUGGUUUAGUUAUAUGUUAUUAAAGUUUGGCAUACUUUAGUUUAGUAUCUAUAUGUCUUUGUUAUCUUCUAAGACUUAUUAAGAGUGAUAAUGAUGGAGUACUUUGUAUACUUUAGUUUUUCGUGCUAGUACUUAUUGCUCAGUACUUCAAUGGAUUUUUUUAACUU
Messenger RNA from Papilio polytes (common Mormon), 2843 nucleotides. RefSeq names its product facilitated trehalose transporter Tret1-like. Gene Ontology annotation, biological process: transmembrane transport. Gene Ontology annotation, cellular component: membrane. The record is from RefSeq and is a predicted model, not a curated record. The transcript is spliced from 4 exons. Bases 49 to 924 code for a protein of 291 amino acids. NCBI's taxonomy places the organism in Eukaryota, Metazoa, Arthropoda, Insecta, Lepidoptera, Papilionidae. Gene Ontology annotation, molecular function: transmembrane transporter activity.